CUGGGAUUUAGGUAUGGAGUUAAAGGUUAGGAUUAUAAUUUGUUUGUUAGUUUUAUAUUACACUGUGAGUGUAUAUAAGCACCGUUUGUUGUUUUCUUGUGGCAUCCCAUAGAGCGUUUGGACCCGGAAGCGGUGACGUAUAUGACGUCUGACUUAUUAACAAGUGGAUAGCCAGGCAAAGCCCUGGCCAUAUCAGUAAACAGUAUUAGCAUUAUCUACACCGUUCAAUUCAGCAUUGUAGAGGGUCUUGUUUGCCUUUUCAGCCAUGGCAUCCUCCAGUGGUCCUCUAAAUGAGGAGCUCCAGUGCGCCAUCUGUCUGGAUGUGUUCAAUGAUCCAGUCACCACUCCAUGUGGACACAACUUCUGCAGAACCUGCCUAAACAAAUGCUGGAAAACCAAUCCAGGCUGUUUCUGCCCAAUCUGUAAUGAAAAAUUCAGCAAAAGACCUCAUCUCAAGAUUAAUACAACACUCAGAGAGGUUGUGCAACACUUUAAGGAGAAGCUUGAGCUAGGAAGAUCUGAUGUGUUCUGUGACAUCUGUGAUGAAAGAAAGCAGAAAGCCCUUAAGUCCUGCUUGAUGUGUCAAAGCUCUUACUGUGAAACUCACCUGAAACCACAUCACAGAGUCCCGCGUCUAAAGAAACACACGCUGAUCGAUGCUGUGGAAAAUCUGGAGCAUUAUAUAUGCCAGAAACACGAGAGACCAUUGGAGUUGUUCUGCAGAGAUGACCAGAUGUGUGUGUGUCUGUCCUGCACCGAAGGAGACCACAGGAAUCACAUCACUGUUCCUAUAGAGGAGGAGAGUCAAGAGAAGAAGAAUCAGAUCGUAAAGACACAGACAUGUUUGCAGCAGAUGAUCCAGGACAGAAUGAAGAAGAUUCAAGAGAUCCAGCACUCAGUAGAGCUGAGAAAGAAAGAGAAAUCAACCAGUGUUGAGCUCUUCAAAGAUCUAAGCCGCUCCUUUGAGAAAUGUCAGUCUGAGCUGCUGGAGAAAAUGGAGAAGCAGCAGAAAUCAACAGAGAAACAGGCCAAAGAUCUCACUAAAGAGCUGCACCAGGAAAUCUCUGAGCUAAAGAGGAGACACACGGAGCUGGAACAGCUCUCACAGACUGAGGAUGAUCUCCACCUCCUACAGAUUUACUCAUCCAUUUGCACUUCUAUACGAACUAAAAACUGGACGGAGAUCAGUACUGACUUUAAUACGAAUGUGUGCACUCUCAAUAAAGCUCUAAUUCAGCUGAAGGAAUUAGAAAUUGUACAUAAAAAUCUUGGUCAAACUGUGUUGAAGAUGAUGCAGCAGUAUGCAGUGGAUGUGACUCUAGAUCCCGAUACAGCUUAUCCUGAACUCAUCUUGUCUAAGGAUGGAAAACAAGUCCGUCAUGGAAACAUUAAGCAGAACCUUCCUAACUAUCCAAAGAGAUUUGAUUCAUGUUUAGAUAUUCUGGGAAAAGAGGCGUUCUCUUCAGGGAAAUUUUAUUUUGAGGUUCAGGUGAAGGGCAAGGCUGAGUGGGAUUUAGGAGUGGCCAGAGAAUCCAUAAAUAGGAAGGGGAAGGUCAGACUGAGUCCUGAGGAUGGAUGCUGGACUUUGGUUCUGAGAAAUGAGAAUCAGUAUAAAGCUUGUGAAAAUCCCUGUGUCUCUUUGUCUCAGAGAGAGACGCUUGAGAAGGUUGGUGUGUUUGUGGAUUAUAAGGAGGGUCUGGUCUCUUUUUAUGACGUGGAGUCCAGCUCUCAUAUCUACUCUUUCACUGGUCAGUCUUUCACUGACAAACUCUAUCCAUUCCUCAGCCCAUGUUAUAAUGAUGAAGGUAAAAACUCAAGCCCACUGAUCAUUUCACCUGUCAUUUCAAAUAAAUGAAUAUACAUUCCAAACA
This is a messenger RNA of Sinocyclocheilus grahami, 1871 nucleotides long. Its product is annotated as zinc-binding protein A33-like. The transcript has 6 exons. Gene Ontology annotation, biological process: protein ubiquitination. The record is from RefSeq and is a predicted model, not a curated record. Gene Ontology annotation, molecular function: protein binding; zinc ion binding; ubiquitin-protein transferase activity. The coding region runs from base 266 to 1855 and encodes 529 amino acids. NCBI's taxonomy places the organism in Eukaryota, Metazoa, Chordata, Actinopteri, Cypriniformes, Cyprinidae.